AUGGAACAAGUUUAUGAGAUCCUCUUAAGCAAUAAGCCUCCACUACCACUAAUCAUCAUCCUAAUCACCAUUCUAAUCAUCCUUUUCUCAACCAUAUACAUCCUCAAGAAACAGAACAAGAAGCAGAGCAACAAAAACAGAGCAUCCUCCUUUCCCCUGCCUCCAGGGCCAUGGAAGCUCCCCAUCAUCGGCAACAUCCACCAGCUCGCCUUCUCCUCCGCCCUAAUCCACCGCCGUUUGGCAGAGCUAGCCGAACAAUACGGCCCCGUGAUGCAGCUCAAGCUCGGCGAGACAUCCAACGUCGUCCUAUCCUCCCCUGAAGCGGCGACAGAGUACCUGAGAACGCACGACCAGAACUUCUCCAUCCGGCCUCACAUGCCGACGGCCAGCAUCCUCUUCUACAGCGGCAAGAGCAUCGCCUUCUCGUCCGACGGGGAACACUGGCGGCGGAUGAGGAAGCUCCUGGCCAUGGAGCUGCUGAGCGAGAAGCGGGUCAAGUCGCUGCGGCCCAUUCGAGACGAAGAGAUCGGCAAGCUGGUGAAGCUGAUUGGCGGCGAGCCUGCCGGAGGAGCGGUGAACCUCCACCAGCUGCUGGUCGCGGUGGGCAAUGCGAUGACGUCGAGGACGGCGUUUGGGAAGGUCAGGGAGCUGGAGUCGUCUUUCCUGCCGGUGGCGCGUCAGAUCCUGAGAGCGGUUGGUGGGUUCAACAUCGGGGACAUCUUCCCUUCCAACAGGUUGUUGCUUAUAAUUAGUGGAGCAGAGAGACGGCUGAAAAAGAUUCACCAAGAAGCAGAUGUCAUCCUCCAAGGAUUAAUUGAUGAGCAUGUAUCGAGAAGAAGAAGAGAAACAGAGUAUUCUGACACAGCCGAAGCAGAUGAUGAUGAAGAUCUAGUUGAUAUGCUCCUGGCCUACACUAAUUACAACCACGUCGAGGUUAAAGCAAUCAUCAUGGUACGUAUUUGUAUAUUGCAGGACAUAUUCGUGGCUGGCGGUGACACUUCUCCUCUUACGGUGGAAUGGGUCAUGUCUGAACUGAUGAGGAAUCCGGAGAAGAUGGUAAAAGUACAGAGAGAGGUAAGGCAGCUGUUCGACAAGAGAGGGAAAGUGGUAGAUGAAGCGUGCAUCGAUGAACUGCAGUAUCUCAAAUCGGUCGUUAAAGAAACUUUCAGAUUGCAUCCUCUCGCUCCUUUGUCCGUUCCGAAAGAAGGUCGAGAAGCGGUUGUGAUCGAUGGAUACCAAAUACCGACAAAGACAAGGGUCAUAGUCAAUUACUGGGCCAUCGCUAGGGAUUCCUCACACUGGACGAACCCGGAUCAAUUUAUACCGGAAAGGUUCCUCGACACUUACAUCGAUUACAAGGGUUUCGAUUCCCAUCUCUUUCCAUUUGGAGGUGGACGGAGGGUGUGCCCUGGCAUGGACUAUGGGAUUGCUGUUGUUUAUGCUUUACUCAUGAAUCUGCUCUACCAUUUUGAUUGGAAACUCCCAAACCAAUUGAAACCUCGAGAUCUUGACAUGUCUGAAGAUUUCGGAGUUACGGUUUCACGCAAAAAUAAUUUGUAUCUCAUUCCCAUCCCUUACCAUGGACCUUAA
Linum tenue is the source of this 1590-nucleotide messenger RNA. The record is from the annotation of a GenBank genome assembly. Lineage: Eukaryota; Viridiplantae; Streptophyta; Magnoliopsida; Malpighiales; Linaceae.